AUGCGCCUUGCAGCAAGAGAAAGGGCUCAAGCAGCUCGAGCAGUUGCUUCCCUUCGCUGCGGUGCUUUGAAUGCCAUGCUCCCGCAGAUCCUCAGCAAGAUGCGCGUGCUGGAUGCUGCUGCUAGAAACGGCACGGGCGCUUCUAAAGUGCAAAGUACCGAUUAUGAUGGCCCCCCACUUAACAUUUUGCUCGUGGGCUCUACCGGGCAUGGCAAGAGUGCAUUGGGCAAUUUUCUACUGAAUCCUACCUUGGAGCACAUCUGGGAAAACCAGACCUUUCAGGUGGGGGACUGUCGCGAAUCAUGCACACAGAGCUGCUCUAUCGAGAGUUCACCGAGUGGCCGGGUGAAGGUUAUGGACACACCGGGCCUCAACGAGAGCCAUGCACGAGAUCUUCCGAACAUGAUCAAAGUGGUGAAGUCGGCACAGCAGCUGGAUAAUGUACAUGCAGUGAUACUUGUCAUGAAAGUGGAUUUUCGCAUGGAUCAGACGUACAAGGACACUCUCCUGUACUACCAGAAGCUGCUGACACCAAAGGUCUUCAAUGCGAACCUGAUCAUUGUCUUGUCCGCUGACGUCAAGCAGCUUCUUGACUUGCCGAAACAUCCCAUGGUGUAUGGCAUUAACUCCUUGCCCGAGAUGCCGGAGGAAUUGGACGAGUCAACAAGAACUCGCAACAGAAUCUUACGAUCUGCGGCCGUGAACCUGGCUCCAGCUCCACUACGUGGUCUCAAAGCUCCCAAAACGUAUGCUGCAGAGACGCUGCGCAUGACAAGAGCAUCAGGCAAGGAGGGUCAGAUAACGCAGAAGCAGGAAACCCUGAGCAAGCUCAUGAAUCUGCCUGAUCCGGUCAAGCUUCAAAUGAAAGCGCAUCAGGACGAUGCAGACCAUGCUGUGCAGAGGGUACGAUCUCUGAAGGAUGAAAUUCGGCAGCUGGACUCUGCGGAAUUGGAGGUGUUGGCGCAGUGGAGCACCGACGCUCCUACUCAACAGAUCAAAGCCGACCAUGACGAAAAUGGGUAUAGGGUCAUCUUCUACGGGUACAAGCGAGACAAGCAUGCAAAAGCACUUGUCCAAAAGCGUGCCGAAUUGCAAGAAAUGACGAGGCAAAAGAAUGAUGCACUGGUGAAGAUGCAGGAGCUUGCUAUGAAGUAUCCGGAGCUUGAGAAUCCAUUGCUCGCACAGAUCGACUCGGAGAUCCGUAGGUUGGAAGAGGAAGUUCGCAAGCUGAAGAGCCCCUUCUUCGCCACAGUGGAGGAGGCGAUUGCCGUAGCUGACAGCAUUGCAGAGGGGGAGGAAGACUGA
Messenger RNA from Symbiodinium sp. CCMP2592, 1305 nucleotides. The record is from the annotation of a GenBank genome assembly. NCBI's taxonomy places the organism in Eukaryota, Dinophyceae, Suessiales, Symbiodiniaceae.